Cynoglossus semilaevis (tongue sole) is the source of this 3258-nucleotide messenger RNA. Its product is annotated as probable E3 ubiquitin-protein ligase HERC4. Gene Ontology annotation, biological process: ubiquitin-dependent protein catabolic process; protein ubiquitination. Gene Ontology annotation, molecular function: ubiquitin protein ligase activity. The transcript has 23 exons. NCBI's taxonomy places the organism in Eukaryota, Metazoa, Chordata, Actinopteri, Pleuronectiformes, Cynoglossidae. Gene Ontology annotation, cellular component: cytoplasm. The coding region runs from base 51 to 3098 and encodes 1015 amino acids. The record is from RefSeq and is a predicted model, not a curated record.
CACACACACACACUCAGAGAGAGAGAGAGAGAGAGAGAGAGGUAAACGUCAUGUUUUCAUGGGGAGAAGAGUGUGGCCGCGGCUUCUCCCUCAAAAACCCACCGGUCCGCGGUACAACCACGGCCGUGGAUCAGAUCCACUUCCUAAACCUGGACCACGGAGUUCGGGACCUGGCGGCAGGAGCCAAGGUUCUGACUUAUGUCAAAACUAAUGGAAUCGCUGUCUUCAUCCGGACCAACCGGAGCCAGGAUGGAAGAAGAGUCGUGGGGAAACAGACGUUCGUGAAGUGUAAAGAACAGAUCCAGGCAGUGAGUUGUGGAGAUGAAGGUGUGAUCACACUGCUCACCAAGGGGGGCGCUGUUCUCUGUCUGGACACUAGUCGCCUGCCCUGCAAUCCCAGGCCCAUAGAAGGUCUGUUGAAGACACCAGUUUCACAGGUGGCUUGUGGAAGCUCUCAUUCAGUUGUCCUGACCAAAGACGGUCAGGUGUACACGUGGGGUGAAGACUCCAGGGGUCAGCUGGGUCUGGGAAACAGGAGGACCGCGGGCACGUGGUCCCCUCAACACCUGACCUCCCUGUCGGCCCUCCCCCUGGUUGACGUGGCAGCAGGGGGAGACCAGAGCUUUGUCGUCUCUGUCUCUGGAGCUGUGUUGGGCUGGGGGAGGAAUCAGUGUGGUCAGCUCGGACUGGGAGACACCAAAGACAGACGUGAACCGACUCCUGUGAAAUCCUUGAACAUGAAGAAAACCGUUCGUGUUUCCUGUGGGACGGAUCACACAGCGACUCUGACCAAGGACGGCGUCGUCUUCACGUUUGGAUCGGGUCAGUCUGGUCAGCUGGGACACAACUCGCUCAGAGACGAACUCCAUCCUCGUCUUGUUGCAGAGCUCUUUGGGGCAAAGGUCACCCGACUUGCAUGUGGCCGACAUCACACCUUGGUGCUGACAGAGUCGGGGCGGGUUUAUUCCUUUGGGAGUGAAGAGCAAGGGCAGCUGGGACAUGGAGUCGCGGGUCAUUCUGCUGUUCCUCUGCCUGUUCAACUGCCACCAGGCAGCGAUGGAAGUCCCACCGUUGGAAACAUCUUUGCGGGAGAAAACUGUUCUUUUGCAACUCGCUCAACGAAAAUGUCAAAAUCACAGCCUGUUAGAAACGUCACACACUGUUGUAUUGAAGACCUGGUCGACAGAUGGACGUCACCGCACGAUUCAAAGACGUGGAAUAAAGUCAAAAAGGAAAUCCACAGGACAUUCGCCUCUGCAGUUUGUAUCAAUCAAAGCUUCCUGGAGCGAAGCAAAGACAAACAUUUCCAGACGUCAACAAACUACCCAGGCUUAAAUCUGACACUUGCACGAGAGUCUUUCCAGAAACUGGUCAAAAACGAUGACGUCAUGGAAGAGGUCCAGGCUGCUGUCCAGAAGCUGCUUCUCUCCCCUUAUUACCCUCCAGUUGGGGUGGAGGGCUUGAGAAUGUCCCUGCUUCUCAAUGAGCUUCUGAGUGUGAUGCAGGAACAAGGACGGCUCCGGGACACCGAGCUCACGGAGGCUCUGGCUGCUGCCGUGCUCAGCCUUCCUGCAAAACCUCUACUAAAACUGUUGGAAUUCUCUGACGUGUCUUCCUCAGGGAGCUGGUGGACCUCGUUGCCGACCUCCACCAUGUAUAAAUAUGUGACGGUUUGGAGGAAAGCUCUGUCAGACAUCUUUUCUUCUAAGCCUGUCUGUCACAGCUCUGCUGUUACGAAUCUGCUGCGCGUCCUUCAGCGCAUGUACGACGUCAACAGCAGGACUGCAGCGUCCAGACGGAUACCACCGAGCGACUUCUGUCUUUCGUUGGAUGUGGAUUUUCUCAAACAAGAUCUGAUUUUCUGGAUUUCACAGAGAAUACAUAAGCUUUCGUCUCCUGCUCCACUUGUCCUCAAUCACUUCCCAAUGCUGUUGGAUGUUCAGUCAAAGAAAACCGUUUUUGACCUUUUCUCUGACUACACCCGGCAAAAGGUCAUGGAAGACGUCUGGCGUAGUAUCAUGUUCGGAUUUUCUCCCAGCCUGUCUGGAAACCUGGUUUUGACACUCGGACGACAGACGAUUUUAGAGGAGACGUUCAAACAGUUGGACAGCUUUCCCUGCAGCUACUACAAAAGACCACUAGUGGUCUAUUUAGAUCGGGAUUUCUCACGUAACGAUCUCCCCUUAUUCGUCAAAGAAUUCUUUCAUGAUGUCUUCCACGAGAUAAUGUCCGUCCAUUCUGGAAUGUUCAUUUUCAAUGACUCCAAAACUCUGGCGUGGUUCCCCUCCAAACCAGAACACGGGCUUCGUGAAUACUACCUAUUUGGGGUACUUUGUGGGUUGGCCAUGUACAACAAGUGCAUCAUUUAUCUGCCAUUCCCAACGGCCUUGUUCAAGAAGAUGCUAGGUGUAAAGCCUUCGCUGGACGACAUGCUGGAGUUCUCCCCAUGUCUUGGCAGGAAUCUGCAGUCCAUCCUGGAGGAGUACUCAGACGAGGUCUUCAAAAGCCUUGAGAUGGAUUUUGUGAUCAGCUGGGAUGGAUCAGAGGUUGACCUUGAUCCCAGAAAUCCUGAAAAACCCGUUACAGGACAAAACAAGAAGGAGUUUGUGGAUGCCUAUGUGACUCACGUCUUCGACGUAGCGGUAGAAAGUGUUUUCGUGGAGUUCAAGCGAGGUUUCUACGAUGUGUGCGACCGGGACCUGAUCCAGCUGUUUCAGCCAAAAGAACUGCAGAGUGUCCUGGUGGGCGAAGACUUCCACGCCUGGGAAAGGCUGAGAUUGAGCACAACGUAUACAUAUGGAUACCACGCUGGACACCCAAACAUUCAAAUGUUCUGGGAGGUUUUUGAUGAGCUCACUGAAGAUCAGAAGACGGCGUUCUUGUUGUUUGUGACAGGUUUUAAGAGGGUGCCUAUGACUAGGACGCAGAUCCACAUGACCAUACAACUGAACCAGAGCUGGGUCUUCCCUCAGGACCAGUACUACCCCGGGUCACACACAUGUUUCAGCAUUCUGGAACUGCCCCUGUACUCAACAAAGGAGAUCAUGCAAGACAGACUGAUCGAAGCCUUGAACAAAACUCUUAGAGUCUUCCAGUGAAGCUGGGUUUCUCCACGUAGGUGAUGAUGGUGAGCGCUCACGGUCGAGCUUCUCGUUGUUAAGGUGGAAUGUUUUUUAAGAAACUCUCCCACUCACCACUAUUGGUCUCCUAUUUUACUUCUCGGGAUGUUUGACACAAACCUUUAAACCUGGUACACAC